AUGAAUUUUUUCCAGGAUAGCACGGCAACCUCAUCCUUGCAGCGGAGUAUACACAUGGUUUUAGAGUUUGACGGCAAACUCGCCCAGGUCAAGCAAAGCUAUGUGAAGGCACAAAGUUCGAGUUGCGCGGUGGAGGGGCACCGGAUUGAGCCAACCUGA
Messenger RNA from Lachancea dasiensis, 159 nucleotides. The record is from the annotation of a GenBank genome assembly. NCBI's taxonomy places the organism in Eukaryota, Fungi, Ascomycota, Saccharomycetes, Saccharomycetales, Saccharomycetaceae.